Molecule: messenger RNA, 744 nt
Organism: Gamsiella multidivaricata
Lineage: Eukaryota; Fungi; Mortierellomycota; Mortierellomycetes; Mortierellales; Mortierellaceae
Exons: 1
Coding region: 110-586 (158 amino acids)
Source: RefSeq, a predicted model, not a curated record
UUUUUUUUUAUAAAAAAAAGAGCGAGCGCGCAAGGAUGACAUGAGUAUCAUUGGCGAGGGCGAUUAGGGGAGACUGCCUGCCUAGUACUCAUGUUCGUGAUCCGCGUAUAUGCAUUCUUCCUUGAGAGCACGGCGGCACAUCACUCCUGUCUUGUCAAUCUUAGGAGGGCGGGAGACCGAAAGGAGACGGAAAGACGCUCUCGACUGGUUACCUGGCCCCCCACCCCCCUCUCCCCCCUGCCGAUAUCAUAUUCCUCUUAGGCCAUCACGAGCACCCUCGUCCUUGUGCUUUGUCUCUGCGCCUCAUUCCAACGGACGACCUGCGUUUGUGCCACCACUAUCCCACAUUUCACAUCCAAUCCGCCAAGGAGACUUUCAAUCGCCGUUCUAUCGCACUGCAGCGAAGGACUCGUUAUCUAGCCAGCUUACUGUUCAGCCUGAUCCAGUUUUAUCUCUCUUCUCCGUCUUUCCUACUUUCCCUUCAAUUCGCCCUGCUUCCUCUCAUAACCUGCCGCCACCAUCACCAGCUUCACAACCUGUGAAUCUCACUAGCACACUUACUGUACAGGACGUAUCCCGACUUUAAUCUUUUCAUCCUUGUAUAUUUGUACAGCCAAUUUUGACGAGCGUCUUUAGUGAUCACAUAACAAACAAGCGACCUGACCCACACAUUCAAACCACUAUUUACCCCAUCCCUACCCACCUUUUUACAACUCAUAAAGACAAAGCCAGCAUAUCACCCUC